UAAAAAAACCCAGCGAUGGAUGUGAGAGAUGGAGCAGCUGCGUGGGAAGCACUGGCGAGUCGGGACUCGUGUUCCAGAGAUGCUGCCAUGGAGCACAUCGAGCAGGAGGUAAAGAAGAAGGUGGAGAGUAUAGGACCGAUCCCAAAAACAUCAUCAUCCUCAUUAUCUUCAUCAUUGCUGUCGUCAUGUCCCGGGAAGGCUCAAGAUCUUAACUGCGCCUUGGCUCGCGUCCUCAUGCUCUCCAAGAGGUGUCCUUAUGAAGACGUGAGGGAAAGAUGCAUCUGGCUGCUCAGAGGCGUUCAGGACAUGGGAGUGCGAAUCCCCAGGCCACUGGGAAACGGACCAAGCAGAUUUAUCCCGGAGAAAGAGAUCCUUCAAGUCAGCAAAAUGGAUACCAGAACGCAGUCGAUAUUCGAGGACGCCUUUUCGCUCGGCCGGCUCGAUAACAUCUGCCUCGUGAUGGGCUUCCAUCCUCAGUACCUGGACUGCUUCCUGAGGACGCAGCAUUACCUGCUUCAGAUGGACGGACCCUUGUCCCGCCACUACAGGCACUACAUUGGCAUAAUGGCCGCUGCCAGGCACCAGUGUUCGUACUUGGUCAAUCUGCAUGUGAAUGAUUUCCUGCAGGUUGGUGGGGACCACAAGUGGCUGAACGGACUAGAUGGAGCCCCGCAGAAGCUGCGAGCACUGGGAGAACUUAACAAGAUCCUGGCUCACCGGCCGUGGUUGCUCACAAAAAUGCACAUUGAGAAUCUAUUGAAGGCCGAGGAGCACAGUUGGUCUUUAGCCGAGCUGAUCCACGCCGUUGUGCUGCUCACACACUACCAUUCUCUUGCUUCGUUCACCUUCGGCUGUGGGAUCACACCAGACAUUCACACUGAAGGAGGACACACUUUCAGACCUCCCUCGCUCAGCGGCUACUGUGCGUGCGACAUCGCAAACGGCAACGGCGCUCUGGAGGACAUGUUGGCAAACCAUCAGGAGAUGGAUGAGUCAGGCGAGGUGGAAGUGCUGAUGGAGAGGAUGAAGCAGCUGCAGGAGUGUCGUGAUGAAGAGGAGGCCAGUCAGGAGGAGAUGGCCACACGCUUUGAAAGGGAGAAGACCGAGAGCAUGUUGGUGGCCACGACAGAAGACGAGGAAUGUGUGCCGUCUCGUGACGUCUCGAGGCACUUUGAAGACCCCAGUUACGGCUACCAAGAUUUCUCCAGGAGAGGAGAGCAUGUGCCCACCUUCAGAGUGCAGGACUACAGCUGGGAGGAUCACGGCUUCUCCUUGGUGAACCGGCUGUACCCAGACGUCGGCCAGCUGCUCGACGAGAAGUUCCAGAUCGCGUACAAUCUCACCUACAACACAAUGGCCACACACCAGGAUGUAGACACUUCCAUGCUCCGCCGAGCCAUCUGGAACUACAUCCACUGCAUGUUUGGGAUCAGGUAUGACGAUUACGAUUAUGGCGAGAUCAACGAGUUGCUGGACCGCAGCUUUAAAGUCUACAUCAAGACGAUGGUGUGCAGCCCGGAGAAGACCACCAAGAGGAUGUACGAGAGUUUCUGGAGGCAGUUUCAACACUCUGAGAAGGUUCAUGUUAAUUUGCUUCUUAUGGAAGCGCGCAUGCAGGCAGAACUUCUCUAUGCUCUAAGAGCUAUCACUCGCUAUAUGACAUGAAGUGCUAUUACCGUUUCUCUUUGUAAUUUCACUGUUGUUGUUGCUUUCGUGGGACACGUUAAUAAAAGUAAAAACAACAAAAAAAAAGGAAAAAACCUAAAAAACCUAAAGCAAUGCCAGAAGUGGAGGAUGACUCAGAUCAUCUAUGGAAAAAAAUGAGACUCAAGGAAAAAAAAAGUCUGGAGAGAAGUCUGAAGCCACUUGCUGACUAAAGCGUGUUGUCUUUUGGCCUGCAGUGCCCAAGCCCACCAGCAGAGGGCAAAAUGUUCGCAAAGCCGUGUAAAGGGGCAGCAUUUGAUUUUUGGAGGCAAGCCCUCCUCGUAGUGUUUCUUUUCUUUUCUUUUUUUUUUUUUUUUUAGAUAAAAAGAGAACCAAUUAACUCCAGUACACCAUCAUGCCUUUCUACUCUUACUGUGUUUUUUUUUUUUCCUCAUAUUCGUUUUUAUCGUAGUGCAGGUGACUGGAGAGAAAAGCAUUAGUGAAGCUGCAAAUAAACGUGUGCCUGGUCACAUGCAGCACCAACACAGAGGUGCUGUUCAUUCAUGCUGCUUUUCUCAAUUGAGAGGCCGCGAGCCUCCAGAAAACCCCAGAACCUUUUGCCAAUUUCAUAAGCUAACGUGCCGGAUGAGACGGAGUGAGGAAUGAAAUGUAUGUUUGUUUGUUUGAGAAAGAAGUGAUAAAUGUGUGUGUGUGAUAUAGAGAGAGUGAGAGAUUCAAAAGAAAACAGCUGUCUGAGCCAUUGUUUUUGGUUUACUGUAAGUUACCACUCUGUCUCUAUUUACCAGUGUGUAUUAUAUAUACAUAUAUAUGAAAAGCAUAGCCUUUGUUGGUAUUUCGGGCCUAAAAAAUUAUCAAAGCACUUUGUUUCUGAAAUAUCACAAUAUGCUUCAGCUGUAAUGUAGCCGUUUUUUUUUUUUUUUUUUUUUUUUUUUUUUUUUUUUUUGGGUUAGUGACCAGUUUCCUAAAUUCACUUUGGUCGAUUUCCGAUAAAUCGAUAAAACCCAGUCUUCCCGUGUGACGUGACGUGCUUCCUGUCGGUCUGAACCUUCUCCCCCUAGCCCUGCACCUGUCUUCCCUUCACCAAAUGGUCAUCUUAACUCUCAAAAACAGCUAUAGUUUUUGUCUUUUUGUUAACGAUUGUCAGUAUAAAAAAAUUAAAUACCUCCUGUUCUAUAUCUCCUGAAGUAUCCGAGAGCUCGUUUGUCGUUGCGUUGACGCUUAGAGUCCGUCACGUAGACACUGCUUUUUUUUUUUUUUUUUAAUAUAUUUUUUCGAGAACUUCAAGGAGUAUAACUAAGCAGCUUUUAAAAUUGUUGAGUGUGUGUGUUUUUAAGGAUUUAAUCGUGUUUAAUAAAAAAAAAAAAAAAAAAAAAAAAAGUACUGCAUUCUGAUGAUGGCUGGAUCAGCUGGUUGUAGAAGAGUGUUGAGAGACAGACAGAGGGAUGGUACUUUUUUUGAGAAAUAUGCUAAGCAAUGAGUUUUCUUUUUUUUUUUUUUUUUUAAUCAAUCUUCAGAGCCUGAUGUCAGUGAGUGACAUUUUUUCUAAGAAAUAAAAUGUUAAUAAAGAAAAUAAAACAUUUUAAUCUCUUUGUA
Messenger RNA from Tachysurus vachellii, 3258 nucleotides. It is a transcript of the gene sesn1, whose product is annotated as sestrin 1. The transcript has 10 exons. Gene Ontology annotation, cellular component: nucleus. The coding region runs from base 16 to 1665 and encodes 549 amino acids. Gene Ontology annotation, biological process: cellular response to L-leucine; negative regulation of TORC1 signaling; regulation of response to reactive oxygen species. Lineage: Eukaryota; Metazoa; Chordata; Actinopteri; Siluriformes; Bagridae. The record is from RefSeq and is a predicted model, not a curated record. Gene Ontology annotation, molecular function: oxidoreductase activity, acting on peroxide as acceptor; L-leucine binding.